Molecule: messenger RNA, 1113 nt
Organism: Saxophila tyrrhenica
Lineage: Eukaryota; Fungi; Ascomycota; Dothideomycetes; Mycosphaerellales; Extremaceae
Exons: 2
Coding region: 1-1113 (370 amino acids)
Source: RefSeq, a predicted model, not a curated record
AUGGAAACCGUCAAGAGCGCAGUAGGGCUCGGCAAGUCGAAGGAACAGGACGAGGAGCCAGUGAGCGGCGAGACUGGCACUGGCACGACAGCCGAACCGUAUGAUGCCGGCAACAGCAGUGAGGCACAAGAGGCCGCCAAAGAGAAGCCGGAACAGCAAGACAACGAGGACACCACAGGCCAGGACACGAGUGAAAGAAAGACUCAACUCGGCAGCAGCUGGCUGCAGUCAGCCAUACCAUUCAGCAACAAGAAGUCGAAAGACAGCUCGGACGAACAGACAUCAGCCGGCGCACCCAACGACACGCCAGACCAGCCCAAGGAAGCAGAAGACGAACCCAAUCGCCCACCAAACCACCUAGGCGUCAACGUCCCCGAAGGCCACAGUCUCGACUUCGCACCACCGCAACCAGAACAGCUCAGCCCAGCUGAAGCAAAGAAGCAGGAGAAAAUGCCCGAAGAAGAAAACAGUACCGUCGCCUCCGCCUCCGCCGAAGGCGCAGACGACACGCAACCAACCCCUCGCUCCCCCUCCUCCCCCUCCGCCAGCAAACCCUCGCCAGCCCAGCUGCGCGGCUCGCGCGCCUCCAUCGCCCCUCCACCGGGCAAACGCGUCUUCAAUCCAUCCGGCGAGAACCCCGGCCGCAUCCCCACGGCCGGCGGCAGAGUGCUCGGCGAAGCAGCCUCCGAAGACCGCAGACGCCGGAGCGUCUGGAGCAGCAGCAGCGAGACGAACACGAUGCCGCCGCUGGAUAAGCAGGGGAGCCCGGAUCCGGUGACGCAGAGUAACACCGUCUCCAACACGGUUCCGCAGAGUCCGAAUGGUGAGGGCAGCUCGAAGAGCGCCGUCGAUAGCGCUACCGCUGCGCCCCCGCCGGCGAAGGAGGGAAAGCCGGAGUUCAAUUUCGCUUGGGGUGAGGGUGGAGAGGGGGCGGCGGAGGGGAGUAAAGCCGGGACGUCGACGAAGACGGACGAUUCGUCCGCGACGCCUAGCAAGGCGGAGCAGGUGAAGGAGAGUACGACGAGCGGUGGUGGGAACAAUGAGACGCCGACGAAGGAGCGGAGGGCGAGUCGGUUUGGGAGGUUCAAGGAGAAGAUGGGGAUGAGCAAGUAG